Rhizopus microsporus ATCC 52813 is the source of this 713-nucleotide messenger RNA. RefSeq lists its product as uncharacterized. The coding region runs from base 110 to 391 and encodes 93 amino acids. The record is from RefSeq and is a predicted model, not a curated record. The transcript has 3 exons. NCBI's taxonomy places the organism in Eukaryota, Fungi, Mucoromycota, Mucoromycetes, Mucorales, Rhizopodaceae.
CGGUCUUUUUUUUUCUCUGAAAUUUUUUUUUGAAACCUUUUUUACACUUGCUUCUUUCUUUUUUACUUUAAAUUUCAUAAAAUGGGAGACAGACCUGCCAGUCCUAUGGAUGCUUAUGACAGCAGACCUUCGGAUCGCGGUGACAUGGACCGUCACAGCCGUUCCAGAAGUAGAUCACCUAAAUACGAACGUCGCUCUGCUAGUCGUUCCCGUUCUCCUCCUCGUCGCUAUUCUCCUGAUAGACGUCCCAGAAACCGCUCGCGUUCUCGUUCUCGUUCUCGCUCUCCCUCUCGAAGCAGGGAUCAAAGAAGUAGCAGAAGACGAAGGUAUAUAUAACAAGACACUUGACACUACAAGGAUGAAACUCAAAUUUGCCUGUAAUUAUGUGUAGCGUAUCUCCUCGUCGUCGUAGCCGUAGCCCACGUUACCGCCGUCGUUCUCCCGCUCGCAGAGAGUACGUAGCUUGUGUGAAUAUGUUUGACAGUUUAUACUAAUUUUUUCUUCUUUUCAGAAACAAGGAAUUCCAUGGAACUAGAGAGGCACCUGAAAUGUCAAACAUCUUGGGCGUUUUUGGUUUAAGCUUGAGAACUAGAGAGGAGGACUUGGAGGAUGAAUUCCGUAAAUUUGGUGCCAUUGAAAAAGUUACUAUUGUUUAUGAUCACAGGGUAAGAAAAGAAGAGCUUACUUUUUCUUUGGCCAGAUGAUUAAUGUAU